GUAACAUCUUAACAUCACAGAUCUUCUUUAAAUGGAUGAGAUGGCUACCACUCAGAUUUCCAAAGAUGAGUAUGAUGAACUCAAAGAGGCCUUUGCAAAAGUUGAUCUCAAUAGCAAUGGAUUUAUUUGUGACCAUGAACUUCAUGAGCUUUUCAAGGAAGCUAAUAUGCCGUUACCAGGAUAUAAAGUGAGAGAAAUUAUUCAGAAACUCAUGCUGGAUGGUGACAGAAAUAAAGAUGGAAAGAUAAGUUUUGACGAAUUUGUUUACAUUUUCCAAGAGGUGAAAAGCAGUGAUAUUGCUAAAACCUUCUGCAAAGCAAUCAACAGGAAAGAAGGGAUUUGUGCUCUGGGAGGAACUUCAGAGCUCUCCAGUGAAGGAACACAGUAUUCUUACUCAGAGGAAGAAAAAUAUGCUUUUGUUAACUGGAUAAACAAAGCUUUGGAAAAUGAUCCUGACUGUCGACAUGUUAUACUAAUGAACCCAAAUACUGAUGACCUGUUCAAGGCUGUUGGUGAUGGAAUUGUGCUUUGUAAAAUGAUCAACCUUUCAGUCCCUGAUACAAUUGAUGAAAGAGCAAUCAACAAGAAAAAACUUACACUGUUCAUCAUUCAGGAAAACUUGAACUUGGCACUGAACUCCACUUCUGCCAUUGGGUGUCACGUUGGGAACACUGGUGCAGAGGAUUUGUGGGCCGGGAAACCUCAUCUGGUUUUGGGACUGCUUUGGUAGAUCAUUAAGCUCAGUUUGUUCACUGACAUUGAAUUAAGCAGAAAUGAAGCCUUGGCUGCUUUACUUCAAGAUGGUGAGACUUUGGAGGAGCUUAUGAAAUUGUCUCCAGAAGAGCUUCUGCUUAGAUGGGCAAACUUUCAUUUGGAAAACUAGGGCUGGCAAAAAAUCAACAACUUUAGUGCUGACAUCAAGGAUUCCAAAGACUAUUUCCAUCUUCUCAAUCAAACUGCACCAAAAGGACAAAAGGAAGGUGAGCCAUGGAUAGAUACUAACAUGUCAGGUUUCAAUGAAACAGAUGAUUUGAAGAGAGCUGAGAGUAUGCUUCAACAAGCAGACAUGUUAGGUUGCAGACAGUUUGUUACUCCUACUGAUGUUGUCAGUGGAAACCCCAAACUCAACUUAGCCUUUGUGGCUAAACUGUUUAAUAAAUAUCCAGCACUAAUUAAGCCAGAGAACCAGGAUAUUGACUGGACUCUAUUAGAAGGAGAAACUCAUGAAGGAAGAACCUUCAGUAACUGGAUGAAUUCUCUUGGUGUUAAUCCACAUGUAAACCAUCUCUAUGUUGACCUGCAAGAUGCCUUGGUAAUCUUACAGCUGUACGAAUGAAUUAAAGUUCCUGUUGACUGGAGUAAAGUUAAUAAACCUCCAUACCCAAAACUUGGAGCCAACAUGAAAAAGCUAGAAAACUGCAACUAUGCUGUUGAAUUAGGGAAGCAUCCUGCCAAAUUCUCCCUGGUUGGCAUUGAAGGGCAAGACCUGAAUGAUGGAAACCAGACCCUGACUUUAGCUUUAGUCUGGCAGCUGAUGAGAAGAUAUACCCUCAAUAUUCUGGAAGAUCUUGGAGAUGGUCAGAAAGCUAAUGAUGACAUCAUUGUAAGCUGGGUGAACAGAACACUGAGUGAAGCUGGAAAAUCAAUCCAGAGUUUUAAGGACAAGACGAUCAGCUCCAAUUUGGCAGUUGUGGAUUUAAUUGACGCCAUCCAGCCAGGCUGCAUAAAUUAUGACCUUGUUAAGAGCGGCAAUCUAACAGAAGAUGACAAGCACAAUAAUGUCAAGUAUGCAGUGUCAAUGGCUAGAAGAAUUGGAGCCAGGGUGUACGCUCUCCCUGAAGACAUUGUGGAAGUAAAACCUAAGAUGGUCAUGACUGUGUUAGCAUGCUUGAUGGGUAGGGGAGUGAAGAGAGUGUAA
Messenger RNA from Artibeus jamaicensis (Jamaican fruit-eating bat), 1918 nucleotides. RefSeq names its product plastin-3-like. NCBI's taxonomy places the organism in Eukaryota, Metazoa, Chordata, Mammalia, Chiroptera, Phyllostomidae. The record is from RefSeq and is a predicted model, not a curated record. Gene Ontology annotation, molecular function: calcium ion binding; actin filament binding. Gene Ontology annotation, biological process: actin filament bundle assembly; actin filament network formation. Gene Ontology annotation, cellular component: actin filament bundle; cytoplasm; actin filament.